Messenger RNA from Rhizopus microsporus ATCC 52813, 925 nucleotides. RefSeq lists its product as uncharacterized. Gene Ontology annotation, molecular function: hydrolase activity, acting on acid anhydrides, in phosphorus-containing anhydrides. Lineage: Eukaryota; Fungi; Mucoromycota; Mucoromycetes; Mucorales; Rhizopodaceae. The transcript has 3 exons. Bases 46 to 867 code for a protein of 273 amino acids. The record is from RefSeq and is a predicted model, not a curated record. Gene Ontology annotation, cellular component: mitochondrion.
UUCUUUUUUUUUUCUUCCUUUCUCUCUCACUCUCUCUCUUAAACAAUGAUUCGAUCUUCUGCUAGUUUAAUCAUAGCUGCACCUCUUCCAAAAGAAUUAUUAAAGCAUAAUAGUCUCGGUUGCAAUUAUCGUAUUUUGAUGGUCAAGAGAAAUGCAAAAAGCAGCUUUAUUCAUGCCCAUGUCUAUCCUGGCGGUAUUGUUGAUAAAGCAGACAGUGAAUGGCCACAGACCGAAAAAUAUUCAACCGAAAAAAUAUGCGCUAUCCGAGAAACAUUUGAAGAGUCAGGAUUAUUCGUGUCUGAGCCAAGCAUAACUAUUCCCGAUAGUCAACAUUGGCGACACAGAAUACAUAAAGAUGCUAGCCAGUUUCAAUCCAUGUGUGAGAAGUAUAAAGUAGCACCCGCCGUAGACAAGUUGAUUCCAUUUGCAAAUUGGAUCACACCAGAACAAGAAAAGAAAAGAUAUAACACGAUAUUCUUUUUAUCCAUAUUGAAGCAAUAUGAUACUAAAAGAGAACAAGAUGCCUAUUUGAACAGCAUCAUGGCAGAUGGCACAGAGACACUGUUAUUCGACUGGCUUAAGCCAGAAGAAGCAUUGGAGAAAUUUGAAAAAAAGGAAAUCAUUUUGAUGCCUCCUCAGUGGUAUUCACUCUAUACCAUGUCCAAAUGCAAAGACUAUAAGGAUUUGGACAAGGUCGGAUAUGGUAUCUUUCGUACAAAUCAAGAACUUAUCCCAAUCUUACCAAAGCCACGACCAAGUGAUUUGAAGGAUUAUCUAGGAUAUUUAGAGUUUCCAGGCGAGGGACAUCGAUUGUAUUUUAAGAGUGGUAGACCAAUGCAGGGCUACAAACUACAAUCAAAACUUUAAAAACAAAUAAACUCAGUAGAUCUUCAGCUACAUUGCUCAUGUUUUUUCAAGGAACAAA